Messenger RNA from Rhopilema esculentum, 2031 nucleotides. The record is from RefSeq and is a predicted model, not a curated record. NCBI's taxonomy places the organism in Eukaryota, Metazoa, Cnidaria, Scyphozoa, Rhizostomeae, Rhizostomatidae.
GCUUAUGACGUCAUGGUGGGAUAGUAGUCCCAGGCUGUCAGACAUCCGCAUCCAAACAGACCUUCGUAGAGCACUUUGGUUUACUGAGAUCUCGUCAUGGUUUUAGAAAUAUCCGAGUCAGCGCAUGGGGACCAACAUCUUGAGCCACAUAAAGAGAGAAAAUUGGACAAGCUAAAAGCAAUAUGGGAUGACAAGCAUUUCAAGCAUUUUGUUGCUGGAGGAAUUGCAGGAGCAGUUUCUAGAACUUGUGUUUCACCAUUAGAGAGAAACAAGAUCCUUCUACAGCUUCAAGUUCAUGAUGCUAAAUUUAAAGGUGUUUUUGGAACGCUAAAAACAAUUUGGAAGGAAGAGGGAAUUAUUGGCUAUUUCAAGGGAAAUGGAAUCAAUGUAGCAAGAAUUGCUCCAUACACUGCAGUCCAGUUUAUGACAUAUGAAGAAUGCAAAAAGUUAAUGAAUAUACCAGAAGAUCCUCGAGAACAGCAUCCGUUUAAGAAAUUAACUGCAGGUGCUAUCGCUGGUAUUGUAUCUGUUGCUACAACAUAUCCUAUGGAUUUGGUAAGGACCCGUUUAGCAGCUCAAGGAGAAGGGACACAGAAGAAAUACAGGGGAAUAUUUCACUGCUUUUCCACAAUACUCAAAGAAGAAGGAGGGCUUUUAUCUGGAAGUUUGUUCAGAGGUCUUGGCCCAACCCUAAUUGGUGUGGCACCAUAUGUUGGUCUCAAUUUUUUGGUGUUUGAAACAACAAAAGGAUGGUGUUUGCCGUUAAUUAACAAAAACCUAGAAGAGAACGAAGCGCCAAGCAAAGACCUUCCUGUUCCCUGGAAAUUAUUAUGUGGUUCAGUAGCCGGUGCAGUUUCCCAAACGUUAACAUACCCAAUUGACGUCAUACGUCGUCGAAUGCAGAUGAAAGGCACCCAUGGUAAUGUCUUCGCGUACAACUCCACGUUACAUGCAUGCAAAAUGAUAUUUCAAAAAGAAGGAAUAUACGGACUGUAUAAAGGAAACGUACCGAAUCUUGUAAAGGUUGCGCCAGCAAUAGGAAUCCAAUUUGCUGCAUAUGAAGUCUGUAGAAGCUUGCUGUACGGAGAAAAAGUUAGAUGGGUGCAUUAAUAAUACUGCCCGUUUGUACCUAUGUAGAUUUGUUCUUUUAGCUAGAAAAUAUGUAUGUACCAGUACUUAAAUUUGUGACUUAUUUUCUGGUUAGUUGAAUUUUUAUUUGUAUACAAAGGAAUCAGCAUCAAUUUUAAUUUAGAAGCAAAUAUGUCUCUUAGAAAUAGUACCUAGUUGUCGAUAGUUAGCUGGUAGGAAGGCUCCAAUAGAAGAGGAAACCUAACGGGUUUCGAAAGCUCUCCAAGGUAUUUCGUUCUAUUUUUCAUUUUAAAAUGGAAAGUAGAAGCUAGUAUGUUCAAUGGAACAAUUUCGUUUCAUUUCUUGCCGUCAUGUGCUAGUCCUGGUUCGUAGUAAAAUCUAGGUAAAUCAUUUAUAAUGUAGCAAGCCACUGAACCAAAGAUUACAGUUCCCGUUACCAAUAUCGUUAUCUUAUAGAACUUAUUAAGAAAAAGUGCUCUUAUAAUACUUAUAUGGACGUAUUUAACGAUCGGCAUCUAAGGAAGAAUGAAUUUAUAGAGUAGUUAGAAUAUCACAACUCACUUUUACGCAUACAUCGGCCUAAAUGGCUCUUUCCUUUUGGCUCAUUAGAAUUUGUUAUUCUUAUUUUAUUCCUAUUUAUUCUAUUAUCAUUACAAAGAAAGUAGGCCCUUAUUCCCUUUACGAAAAUGAUUCGCUGAAGUAUAGGCUAACCAUGUCGCAAAUAUUUGAAGUCUGCUGACUAAGCGAUAAAUCAAAAAUAGGCCUAGUCAUAACAAAAAGCAAUUAGAAAUAGGGAGACCGGUAAAACGUUUUUCGAAGUAUUUGAUAUAAGCAUGUUGAGCAACAAGACUUUUAUAAUUUCUAUUUCCACUUAAAACAGCUAAAUUAUGAUAGCAUAUAUACAAGUAAGGGUAACUUAUCUCCAUGAAAAAUUUUGUAUUU